This is a messenger RNA of Onthophagus taurus, 740 nucleotides long. The record is from RefSeq and is a predicted model, not a curated record. Lineage: Eukaryota; Metazoa; Arthropoda; Insecta; Coleoptera; Scarabaeidae.
UGUCACCUUUACUUGACAUGUUACAUAAAACCUUUUUAAUACUCUUCAUCGCAAACAUUUUUACAAUACAUACUUUUCCACUGGAAAACGGUGAGAAAACAUCUCUUCUUACGAACGUAUCAGGAAUUGUCAAACCAAUUUUAAACCAAAUAAACGCCAUGUACGCAUCAUCAACCACAAUAAAAAUCUCAUCCAACCCAGAGAUUAUUAAUCAAAAAAUAUUUAAGCGAAGUCUUAAAGAAAAACCGAACGCGAAAGAAAACAUCUCAACAGUAAUUUUAUAUGGUAAUUUAGGCGAUUUAUUAGCGCUUAGUAGAAACGCGAUAAAUUCGCAAUCUGAAUUAUGUGGGAUUCAAAAGAUUUUGAAACGAACUGAUGAUGAAACGACUCAAAAUCACUCGAAUGAGAAUAAAAGCGAGGAAAGCGGAGAUGAGGGUCCAACUAAAAAAUUAAGUAAAGAAGAUUUACAUAUAGGAACUGUUGUGGAAGAUCAUCUUGGGGAUAGCGAUCUCGUGUUCGUCGAAGUACCCAUUAAAAAGAUAUCGAAUGCUGCAAAUGUAUCGGAUGAAACCUUUGAAAGUAUGGCAGAUGUGGUCCCAGAUAGAUUAGAUUUCGACCACCAAAGAGUUUUUUGUGGUAAGGAAGCGAUCGAAAAAAUUGGAGAAAAUUCUCAUGAAUCGACCACGAUAAAUGGAGUAAAUUCAACUGAAAACAAUGUUUGUUGAUAUUAAAAAAUACAU